Molecule: messenger RNA, 1121 nt
Organism: Sphaerulina musiva SO2202
Lineage: Eukaryota; Fungi; Ascomycota; Dothideomycetes; Mycosphaerellales; Mycosphaerellaceae
Exons: 1
Coding region: 352-861 (169 amino acids)
Source: RefSeq, a predicted model, not a curated record
CUUUACUGAGUCAUUGUGGUUGUGUGGAGGCACAGGAGUUUUUUGUGGAGAUGGGGAAGAAGCUUUUGGGAGGUGAGUUCAUUCAACUGACGUGGACUGUCCCCAUGACAUAUCGAAGAGAGAAGAAGCUGACGGUGGAAUUUUUCUUUCUUUCCAGAUAUCACCACGAAAAUUGAGACGGUGUAUCUCAACGUGGCCGUCGGCACUUACACUGUCCUCAACCGUGGUGUUAAAGACCACUACAGCCAUCACGUUCUCGCCGUGGAUGCCGUUGACAAAGGCUCCUACAUCAUUGACUUAUCCGGUGCACAAGUCGGGCUGGAUGUCAUCGUCCUGCCCCUGGCAGCAUACAUGGAGAGGAUGGGCGCGACGAUCCUAUACGUCCACGACCACGAGUACACGUUCGCCUGUUUCAAAGACCGGAUGGUGAGUGUAGAAGGCGGAAGACAGAACAGCCGUGUAGCUGGGACACAUUGGAAAAUGUUCGAGGCGAUGAAUGCACUGAUGGCCGAGUUGGAGAGGGAAGGCGACGUGACAGAAAUGCUACAUCAGCCAGAAGAAAAGUAUCAGGAGGCCAAGUCGACAUUUCUGGAGAGGUUGCGAAAGGCAUGUCAAGAUGCUUUUGACGAGCGUGCUGCAAUGGGCCAUCCGCGCGCCACGGCAGACUCUCUUAACCUCGGAUUAAGUGAGGACGAUCUGACGAUUUUGGGUUAUAGGUCCGAUCAUAAGAACCCUGGCUAUUCGGGGAUUCGUCUGAGAUGGAUGCAAGAAGGCGAAGACAGUGAAGCCAACGCGGGUGGACUGGCUGCAGAGCAUGCGAGAUCUACCCGACUCGGCACAGAGGAGCUUCCUGUACGGUAGGGCUUGGAUGAGGAUGGGGCACAUCACCUGUACCUCUGCGUAUGUCUGGUGUUAGCUGUAUAUCCUGUUGGGCCAACUGUACUGGGUAGGUUGAAGAAUGAGUCCUUGAGAUGCACAGCACGCAAGAUCUGGACUUGACGGCUAUGAGGGCUCCGGCGCAGACCACUGCUAUCGCUGGAUGAAAUUGUGCCAGACGAUUUAUUAUAGAGACACUCCACGGUAUGGACCAGUCUCGGUUUCCAGUAUCCAGAGUAUAGCUG